Molecule: messenger RNA, 4087 nt
Organism: Prorocentrum cordatum
Lineage: Eukaryota; Dinophyceae; Prorocentrales; Prorocentraceae
Source: the annotation of a GenBank genome assembly
CUCAAGCCAUGUUGGCUCAAGCCCAGGUGCCAUGUCGCUCUAGAUAGUCUCAAGAAGUCGUUAUGUCCCUCGAAGCGUCGAUCAAGAAUUGCGGCCUGACAAAACAAUGGAGCGCCGCACUGCGGAUGCUCCGCGAAGGAAUUCAAUUGGGUGUGCAACUCGUCCCAGGCCACUACGUUGCGACUGUCAGCGCAUGCAGAAACGGCGGGCAAUGGCAACACGCGUUGACAGUGCUCAGUGAGAUGUGGGAGGCGAGGCUGGAGCCCGACUUCUAUCAGCUACAGCGCCGGGAUCAGCGCGUGCGAGAAGGGUGAGCAGUGGCAGCGGGCUCUGUCGCUACUCAGAGAUAUGCGGGAGGCGAAGCUGGAGCCCGACGUCAUCUCUACAGCGCUGGGAUGAGCGCGUGCGAGAAAGGCGAGCAGUGGCAACGGGCUCUGUCGCUGCUCAGCGACAUGUGGGAUGCGAAAAUUAAGCCCAACGUCAUCAGCUAUAACGCUGGUGUGAGCUCGUGUGGAACAUGCGAACGGUGGCAAUGGGCCCUGAUGUUGCUCAGCGAAAUGCGGGAGGCGAAGCUGGAGCCCGACCAUAUUCUUUUCUCCUACAACGCUGGGAUCAGCGCGUGCGAGAAGGGCGAGCAGUGGCAGCGGGCUCUGGCGCUGCUGAGCGAGGUAUGGAAUGCGACGCUGGUACCCGACGUGAUUUUCUGCUACAACGCUGGGAUCAGCGCGUGUGAGAAGGGCGAGCAGUGGCAGCGGGCUCUGGCGCUGCUUGGCGAGAUCGGGAAGGUUCGGCUAGAUCCCGACGUCAUCAGCUUCAGCGCUUGUAUCAGUUCGUGCGCGAAGGGCGAGCAAUGGCAGCGGGCUGUGGCGCUGCUCAGAGAGAUGUCAAAGGCGAGAGCGGAGCCCAACGCCAUCUACGGCGCUUCGAUCAGCGCGUGCGAGAAGGGCGAGCAGUGGCAGCGAGCUUUGUCGCUGCUCAGCGAGAUGCGGGAGGCGAAGCUGGAGCCCGCGGUCAUUCACCUACAACGCUGGGAUCAGCGCGUGCGAGAAGGGCGAGCAGUGGCAGCAGGCUUUGGCGCUGCUCAGGGAGAUGCGGGAGAUGAAGCUGGAGCACGCCUCAGCUACAACGCUGGGAUCAGUGCGUGCGAGAAGGGCGAGCAGUGGCAGCAGGCCUUGGCGCUGCUCAGGGAGAUGCGGGAUGUGAAGCUGGAGACCGACCCCUACUCAGUUCCAGCGCUGGGAUCAGCGCGUGCGGGAGAGGCGAGCAGUGGCAGCGGGCUGUGGCGCUGCUGGGCGAGAUGCAGGAGAUAAAGCUGGAGCCCGAGGUCAUCUUCAGCUACAAUGCUGCGAUCACCGCGUGCAUGAGGGGCGAGCAGUGGCAGCGGGCAUUGGCGCUGCUCGUGGUCGGUGGGGCAAAGCUGGAGCUCAACGUCAGCACUACAACGCCGGGAUCAGCGCGUGCGAGACGGGCGAGCAGUGGCAGCGGGCUUUGGCGCUGUUCAGGGAGAUGCAGGAGGCGAAGAUGUACCCCGACGUCUCCUAUCCUACAGUCACUGGGAUCAGCGCGUGCGAGAAGGGCAAGCAGUGGCAGGGGGCCCUAGCACUGUUGGGCGAGAUGUGGGAGGCGAAGCUGGAGCCCGACGUCAUCUGACUUCAACGCUGCGAUCAGCGCGUGCGAGAAGGGCCAGCAGUGGCAACGAGCUGUGGCUCUUCUGGGCGAGAUGCGGGAGGCAAAGUUUGAGUCCAAUGCCAUCAGCUAUACGGCUGGAAUCUGCGCGUGUGAAAGAUGCGGCCAGUGGCAGCAGGCACUCUCGCUGUUCUGCGAGAUGUGGGAGGGCAGCCUGAAGCCGGACGUAAACGUGCAUGACUUGGUCGUCACAGCGUAUGAGAGGUCAGUUGGCGACUCGGCAGGAUUCCCGGGCGUGCUUCAGAGCGGCCUUUCGCGUUUCCGAGCAUCUUACGCGACAUUGCGCGUGUGGGAUCAUGCUGGUCAACCGUUGGGGUGACGUAGACGGACAUCCUUGGCAUAGUUGUUUGUGUCCAUUCAUCGCACAGGAAGCCUUGUGGGAUCCCAUUCCAUGGGCCCGCCCUUGUCAGCUACAACGCUGGGACCAGCGCGUCGGAGACGGGAGAUCAGUGGCAGUGGCAUUUUGCGCUGAUCAGCGAGAUGUGUCAGGCAACGUUGGAUUCCCGACGUCAUCCUUUACACCGCUGAGAUCAGCACGGGCGACAACGCGAGCCAUGGUCGCAGACUCUAGCGCUGCGCUGCUGAACGAGAUGCGGAGCGCUUGGGAGCGCUUGGGGAGCGCCUGGGAGCGCUUGGGAGCGCCUGGGAGCGUGCCGAGAGCGCCUGGGAGCGUGCCGGGAGCGCCUGAAGCGCCGUGGAGCGCUUGGGUAGCUCAAUGUAAUCCCCUCAGCGCUGGGGUCAGGGCUUUCGGGAGAAGCGAGCAAUGGCAGCUUGCAGGUCAUUGCGAUGUGGGAGACGAAGCUGGAGCCAGACGUGACCUGUUGCUGCAUUGGGGCUGGCGCGUGCGACAAAGGGGAACAGUAGCAGCGGGCUCUGCCACUGUUGAGCGAGACGAGAGCGGUCAAGUUUGCGCCUAGCGUCAUCAAUUGCUGCGCUGGGAGUCGCACGCGCAAGAAAUGGGAGCAGGUUAGAAAUGUGCCCUGUCUGUGGCCUGCGACAUGUGGGCGGUGAUGUUAGAUCUCGACGGGAUCAGAUCUACACUUGCCGUGCGUUACCCGGAGUCAAUCGUGCCCUCAGGGUGAUCAGUGGCAGCGGGCCGUGUUGCUGCUCAGUGAGACGUUGCAUGCAUAUUCUUAUCUUGACCCUGCUAUUUGUAACACCGCUUUUUCCGAAACGCUCCCAGCCUAACAUCACUCUUGCUGGCUACCACGGAGGCCCCGACAGGGGUCAACGACUGCCCAAGGCCGCCCCGACAUGGACCGAAAGCCCACCCAGGCCGUCCAAAGACGUGUCUGCUGCACUGCCAUUGCCCUCUGCUUGACGGCCCCCACGGGCGCAUCCCGACGCCCACUUUUUGCGCACGCGCGCCCUGCCAAGCUUUGCGUGGCUUCUCCGGAAGGCCCGUCCAGUGCUCAUCGGAGAGCUCCCUGGCCAGUGGACUGGGACAGAGAGCGGUUUGUGGACGGGCCGCAGCGGGCCGGGUCCUUGACCGGCGCACGGAGGCGCGCCAGCGCGCCUGGGCAGGCCGAGUGAGACGAGCAGGCUGACAGCAAAUUCGGUAGCCCUUGCGUGUCACCCGAGUGGGGCGAACGUCGCGGCCUGGUCUGGAAUGCGCUGGCUCUCUCCGCCACCGCGGCGCGAGGGCGCAGCGGUGCCGGGGCUCUGCGCAUCGCGCGGCGCGGCGCUCGGCCUCUCGAAGCACGUGGAGGCAGUGCCUCCUCGCCCUCCUCCCCUCGAGGCGGAGGAGCUUGCUCAAAUGCUCUGAACUCUUUAGUCUCGGCCCUCGGCACCUGGCUGGCAUCAGGGGCUCCGCAAUCGGUCUGUGUUGCCACCUCUGCCGCUGGCUGGCGCCUCGCCACGAGAACUGUUUUAGGGGUGGUGGGAGGGGCGGUUCGCUCGGCACGAGCAAGCUGUGCAAGAGCACGGCACGGUCGUGGACUGGCUUCGCUGUAGGUGGUCGGCUCCAUGUUGGGCCGUCCCCCUCGAGCGCAGCGCAGCGGGAGGGGGAGUGGAGCGGUCUCGAGCCCUCUCGAGCUCGACCGCGCCCGCCCCCGCACGGAGCUGCGGGGAGGGAGCCUCCGGGCGGCGGGAGAGCCGGCGCAGCCUGCCGCCCGGCGAGCAGGACCGCCCCUCGCGGCGGCGCGGGAGCCCAGUCUUCGUUUUCGCCCCUUUCACCGUGCUUCGGGGCUCUGCCCCGACGUAUGCCCUGCUGAGGCGCUGGACUGUUUUUUUCUUGCUCUGGCCACGGGGCGGUCGCCUGUCAUGUGGCCAGUGCCUCCUAGCCUAUGGGGCUGCUGGAGGUACUCCUUCGGUCAGUGAGGUCUCCCUCACUGCCAGCAGUGGUUUCCCAGCCGCCGCUGCUGUGCCUUUUUUCGCCUAGGCUGUGCGGGCGCUGAGCUCA